Miscanthus lutarioriparius is the source of this 834-nucleotide messenger RNA. The record is from the annotation of a GenBank genome assembly. NCBI's taxonomy places the organism in Eukaryota, Viridiplantae, Streptophyta, Magnoliopsida, Poales, Poaceae.
AUGGAUGGCCUGCUCGAUGCUCUGCGCGAGGACGAGAAGAGUGUGCUGUCAGCGCUCGGCCGUGGCAACGUGGCCGCGCUGGUGCAGCUGCUCACGGCGGCGGUACCCAAGGUUAGGGAGAAGGCGGCCACUGUUUUGUGCCUCCUCGCCGAGUCUGGCAGCUGCGAGGGGUUACUCAUGUCAGAAGGCGCUCUGCCGCCGUUCAUCCGGCUGGCUGAGUCUGGCAGCCUUGUUGGGCGGGAGAAGGCUGUCAUCACGCUCCAGCGGCCCUCCAUGUCGGCCGACAUUGCCCGUGCAAUCGUCGGCCCCAGCGGCGUCCGCGCUCUCAUCGACAUGUGCCAGACCGGGGACUCAAUCACACAGUCUGCCGCGGCAGGAGCGCUCAAGAACAUCUCUGUAGUGCCGGAGGUCCGGCAAGCGCUGGCCGAGGAAGGCGUCGUGCGAGUCAUGAUCAACCUGCUCGACUCCGGCGUCGUUCUCGGCUCCAAGGAGUAUGCCGCGGAGUGCCUGCAGAACCUUACGUCAAGCAACGACAGCCUACGGCGUGCCGUCGUGUCCAAGGGCGGCCUCCGGAGCCUGCUCGCCUACCUCGACGACAGCCUAGUGUCGCUUUGCGUGCUCCCGCGCCUCGUCCACGUGCUCCGUGACGGUUCCGUGGGUGCUCAGCAGGCUGCCACGGCGACCAUCUGCAAGAUCUGCAGCAGCAUGGACAUGAAGCGGCUGGUGGGCGAGCACGGGUGCAUCCCGCUCCUGGUGCGCCUGCUGGAGGCCAAGUCGAACGGCGCGCGCAAGGCACGCCGAGGACGCUGUCGCCGUUGCCCACAAGCUGUUUGA